AUGAUAUCAUUAGGUUGGUCUUUCUCUCCAUUUCUCUCUAGACAGUUAUCUGAGUUUCUUUCUUCUUUAGUUUUCUUUAAAGAAGUUCUUUUAAUUUUUUGGUUCGUAGAAAAAUACAUUCCUCAUAGGCUAAGUGGAGCAACGUUGGUGGUUCCGUUAGUGAAUUUUUGGUGGAGCCGUGUGCCUCGAAACUUAUUGAAUGCCGCGAUGAAGAAAUUGCCAACUGGAUUUCAGUUGACACUUGGAGUCGCACACUACUGUCCAUGGUUGUUAUAUUGGUGGAUGACUCAGAAAUGGUUCCCAAAUAGUCGGAAUCCCAAAGACACUAUGACCAAGCGAGAUUUAGAACUCGCAGAAAUACAUAAAACACAUUCCUAUAAGGAAUCUGCAAUACGGCAAGGUGAAUUUGUGAGCACACAACGAGACAUCAUCGCGGCUUACGGGAAAUGGGAAUUCGAUCCAACGGAAUUGAGCAACCCGUUUUCGGACAGUAACAACAAAGGGUCGUUUCAUAUGUGGUGUGCACUCGAAGACAAACAAAUUUUGCGAGAUGUUUUAGUCUAUAUAUGCGAUAAACUGCCAUGGAUAAAACUCCAUGAGGUCCCUGAUGGUGGACAUUUCAUCAUCUAUGAGAAGCAGCAUUUCGAAGCCAUUAUCAAAGCCGCUUGUAGUAAUUAAUGAACAAAAAAAAAAAAAAAGACUUGUGUUUCGAAUAAAUUUGAUAAAAUUAUGGGCAUGUAUGGUUUAACCGUUUAAGUGGUAUGUAUAUGGAUUUUGAUUUGUGGUUAAGCCGCUAAGU
This is a messenger RNA of Camelina sativa (false flax), 799 nucleotides long. The record is from RefSeq and is a predicted model, not a curated record. NCBI's taxonomy places the organism in Eukaryota, Viridiplantae, Streptophyta, Magnoliopsida, Brassicales, Brassicaceae.